Molecule: messenger RNA, 399 nt
Organism: Penicillium alfredii
Lineage: Eukaryota; Fungi; Ascomycota; Eurotiomycetes; Eurotiales; Aspergillaceae
Product: elongin C
Exons: 2
Coding region: 1-399 (132 amino acids)
Biological process (GO): ubiquitin-dependent protein catabolic process
Cellular component (GO): elongin complex
Molecular function (GO): protein-macromolecule adaptor activity
Source: RefSeq, a predicted model, not a curated record
AUGGCUCAGUCCACACAAUCUGAGUAUGUGACACUCGUGUCAUGCGAUGGCUUUGAGUUCAUCAUCCCGCGCAGCGCUGCCUGCAUCUCUGGCACCAUCCGGCGCAUGCUGGACCCUUCGAGCAAUUUUUCUGAAGCGGUUACUGGUCGCUGCGUGUUGAAUGAUAUGACGUGCGUUAUCGAUCGAGAGUGGAUUCGAACGACGCGUUCUGGCGUCCUGGUCACAAGAUUUACUGACGUGGGAUCAUUUGCGUUCUUCAGUGCCGUCGUCCUCGAGAAAGUCUGCGAGUAUUUCUGCUACAACGAGAAACAUAAGGACCAGGCCAAUGUACCCGACAUGGAUGUACCGGCGGAGCUUUGCCUCGAGCUCUUGAUGGCUGCGGAUUAUUUGGAUACAUGA